ACGGUGCAGGGGGGCAGGGUUUGUGGAGUUGGUUUCCUUUUUUUUUCUUUUUGCAACACUAGUUAUUCAGGGGAGUGUCUUGCAUUAUUAAUGCUGAGUGGCUCCGGCAACUACUGCGGUUCAAGGUCGUUACUCAUCCGCUGCUACUGCAGGAGACACAGGAGCGCUGAGCCAGAGCUGUUCAUCCAACUCUCUUGGUCCUCCCAGGCCAGCAGGAUGAAGGGCCCUAGGCAAACAUUCCUUAAUUUAUUCUGCAUCCUCUGGCUCUUGCUUCUGCUGAAGGCUGCCUCUUCCUCCCCUCUACACCAUGAAAAUGAACCACCACCCCCUUCACUCCCCAUUGGGCUGUACAAAGGACAGACCUGCGUUGGAUGCGUGCUUGUGGUGUCUGUAAUUGAACAACUUGCACAAUGGCACAACAGUACAGUAAAGGCAGCCGUGGAGAGACUGUGCAACUACAUACCUGAAAAACUGCAAGGUUUCUGUUACUUACUCGCUGAACUUUAUGGAUCACGCAUAGCUGAACUCAUAGCCAGGGAAAUGAAUGCUGAUGUGGUUUGCCAUUCCUUGAAGCUGUGUAAACAGGAUCCAGGACAACCGCUUUGUCAUCUCUAUCCUCCUCCAAAGGUAGGACUGAGAACUGCAAUAAAAAAGGCAAGAAGAAUUAUGAAGACUUCCAAGGACCUGAAAAGCUUCAUGGGGUUCUCAAGUAUUUGUACAUUUCCUCUUCUGGCUAACCUGUGUGAGAAGAUGAAAUAUGUUAUAAGAAAUAAACUGCCUUUUGAAGAUUUUGAUGGAGAUAAAUUUAGUACUUUCCCAACAUUGAGGGGCUAUCACUGGCGAGGCAGAGACUGCAAUGACAAAAACACCACCGUGUAUCCUGGCAGACGUCCUGAUAACUGGGAUGUGAAAAGUGACUCUAACUGCAAUGGCAUAUGGGGUGUGGAUCCGAAAGAUGGAAUUCCCUAUGAGGAGAAAUUCUGCAAAGGUGCAGACUCACAAGGGGUCGUGCUGUUGGGAGACUCGGCCGGCGCUCACUUCCACAUCCCUCCCGAGUGGAUGACUGUCACGCAGAUGUCAGCGAAAUCAUUUGCUAAUCUUCCAAUGGCUUUCAGUGACGAGCUUGACUGGCCCCAGUUCUCAGAGAUCACUGGAUUUCUGAAUUCCACUAUCGGAGGCUGGACAGACUCUCUGUAUCUGCGUUUACGCAAGAGAAAUCGCUGUAAUCACAGAGACUUACAAAACAUUUCCCAAAAUGGUGGUUCUUCUGGAAACCUCCUCUAUUUAAUAAAAAGCUUGGCCAGAAACCAGCUGUUGGACAAUCCAGCCAUAGUUAUCUAUGCUACAAUUGGGAAUGAUGUCUGCAAUGGGAACCGUGACACACUGGCCCACAUGACUACACCCAAAGAAAUGCUCUCCAAUGUGAUGCAAGCUCUGCGAUACCUGGACUCCCGCCUUCCAAACGGCAGCCAUGUGAUUUUAACAGGCUUGGUAGAUGGUCGCUUCCUCUGGGAUAACCUGCAUGACAGAUACCAUCCCCUAGGGCAGCUGAACAGGGAUGUCACAUACAGUCAAAUUUAUUCUUUCCUUGACUGCCUCCAGGUGAGCCCCUGCAGCGGCUGGCUGACCUCCAAUGAGACCCUCAGGAAUUUGACCUCAGAGAGAGCGUUACAACUUUCCAAUGUCCUGAAAGAAAUAGCGAGAUCUGAGAAAUUUGCCAACUUUGAUAUUUUCUACAUGGAUUUCCCACUGAGACAAACGGCUGAGGAGUGGCGCAAGAUGGGAGGUGAGCCCUGGCAGCUGAUUGAACCAGUCGAUGGCUUCCACCCCAGCCAGAUUGCUGCAGCCCUUGGAACAAGCAUUACCUGGCAGAAGGCACUACAGGAAUGGCCUCAAGUGCUUGGAAAGGAGAAUCCAUUCAAUGACCAGAUUGAAGCUAUAUUCAAAGAUCAAGGUGGACACUGACUUCCAAACUGCCAGAGCCAUAAUGUGAUUUAUGGUGAUGCUUCCCAGUGCAUUCCACGAAUAAAGAUGAUUAAAGACACACACAAAAAAGGGGGGAGGGGAAGUUAUCAGAGCCAGUAGCAGUGGACAUAGCACAACAGCAGUCUUUUCAGCUUGUAUCUCACCUGCACAAGUAGGCUAUGCUUUUUCUGUGGAGCUACAAAAAUAAAAAUCAAAGGAUACCUGCCA
Molecule: messenger RNA, 2193 nt
Organism: Pseudopipra pipra
Lineage: Eukaryota; Metazoa; Chordata; Aves; Passeriformes; Pipridae
Gene: AOAH
Product: acyloxyacyl hydrolase
Exons: 22
Coding region: 91-1965 (624 amino acids)
Biological process (GO): negative regulation of inflammatory response; lipopolysaccharide catabolic process
Molecular function (GO): calcium ion binding; acyloxyacyl hydrolase activity
Source: RefSeq, a predicted model, not a curated record